UCCUUCCUCCUCGUCUCCUCCAUCCUUCAUUUUGUUUUGUUUUUUCUCCUCUCUGCAGUCAUGGUGCAGAAAUCCCGCAACGGCGGCGUGUUUCCCGGAGCGCAGGCCGACCAGAAGAAGCUCAAGGUCGGCUUCGUGGGUUUGGAGGCCGGCGGGACCGAGUCCAGCAGGGACGGAGCUUUACUCAUCGCAGGUGUGGAGGAGGGGCCUCGGCGGCAGAGGAGCAGCAUUUCAGGUGGUAAGAGGCCUCCGAAGCGAAAUGCCUUCUACCGGCGACUGCAGAAUUUCCUCUACAAUGUUCUGGAGAGACCGAGAGGCUGGGCCUUCAUCUACCACGCAUAUGUGUUCCUCCUGGUCUUCUCCUGUCUUGUUCUGUCAGUGUUCUCAACCAUCAAAGAGUACGAGAAGAGUUCAGAGGAUGCACUCUACAUCUUGGAAGUGGUGACCAUUGUGGUGUUCGGGGUGGAGUACAUGGUGAGGAUCUGGGCUGCAGGCUGCUGCUGUCGCUACAGAGGAUGGAGAGGGCGACUUAAAUUUGCCAGAAAACCUUUCUGUGUCAUUGAUAUCAUGGUGUUGAUCGCAUCGAUCUCAGUGUUGGCCGCGGGGACUCAGGGGAAUGUCUUUGCUACAUCUGCAAUUCGUUCGCUGCGCUUCCUGCAGAUCCUGAGGAUGAUCCGGAUGGACCGGCGCGGUGGAACCUGGAAACUGUUGGGCUCAGUGGUCUAUGCUCACAGCAAGGAGCUGAUCACAGCCUGGUACAUCGGCUUCUUGUGCCUCAUUCUGGCCAGCUUUCUGGUUUAUUUGGCAGAGAAAGAAGACAACGAACAGUUUGAGACGUACGCUGAUGCCCUCUGGUGGGGACUGAUCACAUUGACGACCAUUGGCUAUGGAGACAAGUUUCCAAUCACAUGGAAUGGACGGCUACUGGCUGCAACCUUCACACUGAUUGGGGUUUCAUUCUUCGCUCUGCCUGCUGGGAUUCUGGGGUCAGGUUUUGCCCUGAAGGUUCAGGAACAGCACAGACAGAAACACUUUGAGAAGAGAAGAAACCCAGCAGCUGGACUCAUACAGGCAGCUUGGAGGGUUUAUGCCACUAAUCUGAGCAGAACUGAUCUGACUUCAACCUGGCAUUAUUAUGAGCGGACUGUUUCCAGUGCGAUGUACAGGUUGAUUCCUCCACUCAAUCCGGAUUUAUUAAGGAACCUCAAAAAAUCUGGACUCUCUUUCAGGAAGGAGGUGCAGCCUGAACCUUCCCCCAGUCAAAAGGUCAGUCUGAAAGAGAGGGUGUUCUCAUCUCCCCGAAGUUCAGGAACCAAAGGGAAAGGUUCUCCCCAGCAUGUGGUUCCUACAGCUGUUUCUGGAGUCAUUCCUGGAGGUCCAGGAGUCCCAGGUGGUGUUCAGGCCUUACGGCAAUCUCCCAGCAUGGAUCCUAGUUUGGAGGACAGUCCCGGUAAGGUUCCUAAAAGCUGGAGCUUUGGAGACCGCAGCAGAACCAGACAAGCCUUCAGGAUCCGAGGAGCUGCCUCCCGGCAAAACUCUGAAGAGGCCAGUCUUCCCGGUGAGGACAUGGUGGACGACAAUAAAAGCUGCCACUGUGAGUUUGUCCCUCAGGAUCUGACACCAGGGUUAAAGGUCACCAUCAGAGCCAUCUGCAUCAUGCGCUUCAUGGUGUCCAAGCGGAAAUUUAAGGAGAGUCUCCGCCCCUAUGAUGUCAUGGAUGUGAUUGAACAGUAUUCAGCAGGACACCUGGACAUGCUCGCUCGCAUCAAAAACCUCCAGGCAAGGGUGGAUCAAAUCGUUGGCAGAGGAACACCAAUCACAGACAAGGACCGUCCCAAAUCAGGCACAGAGGAGGUACCUGAUGACCCGAGCAUGAUGGGACGGCUGGGGAAAGUGGAGAAGCAGGUGUUGUCUAUGGAGCGGAAAUUAGACUUUCUGGUCAACAUUUACAUCCAGCGGAUGGGAAUCCCUCAGGCUGAGACUGAUGCUUAUUUUGGUUCCAAAGAGCCGGACCCAGCGCCGCCUUACCACAGUCCAGUGGACCACCUGGACAAGAGCCAGUCCAUAGUCAAGAUCCUGCAGGUGUUGCCUGGUGACCACAUGGAGAAGAGCCGUGUUGCCACCAAGAUGGUUCGCUCCAGCAGCUCCACCGCACACAGGAACUACAGUACUCCUACCUGCCCGCCCUCCACUUCCUGGCAGCCAGUGAGCUCCCAGUUCCAUCAGCAAGCCCCACCCCAUCCUCAGCACAGCCAGGGCAACACUCCAAGUCCACUGAGCGACAGAUCUCUGGUUCGACUGCCACCUCCUCCUGCUGGGGAGAGACAUAACGGCAGCAGAUCAAACCGCCACAGCGCUGGAGAUAGAGGAGGGGAAGGAGUGAACGGGACAGGGGGAGGAGGAGCAGAGGAGGUGAAGCCCGACAGUGAUAUGUCCCUAUCUAUCCCAUCUGUGGACCAUGAGGAACUAGAGCGCUCCUUCAGCGGCUUCUCCAUCUCACAGUCCAGAGAAAACAUGGAUUUUCUCAACACCAGCUUCUACUCCUCCUCGGCCAACCUGGGAGACCACCAGGGAGGAGGAGCUGCCCGCUGUUCCGCUGUCCAGCCGUACAUUGCUGAAGGAGAGUCAGACUCCGACUCGGAGCUGUGCGCUCCCUCACCGCACUCGGACGCCGCCUGGACUGGGGUCAAGUAGAGCUGCAAACAAACAAAAGAAGAGAAACCUGUUAAUUUAAACACCAGCAAACUCACAGUCGACAAAGACAA
Molecule: messenger RNA, 2765 nt
Organism: Thalassophryne amazonica
Lineage: Eukaryota; Metazoa; Chordata; Actinopteri; Batrachoidiformes; Batrachoididae
Product: potassium voltage-gated channel subfamily KQT member 2-like
Biological process (GO): transmembrane transport; potassium ion transport
Cellular component (GO): membrane
Molecular function (GO): voltage-gated potassium channel activity
Source: RefSeq, a predicted model, not a curated record